AAGAGAAUCGAACGGCGGUGGCGGAGGAACGCGAAUCGGAUUCUCUCCGAGAGCUGCUCAGCUCCGAUUCGUUCGUAGGUGGUAGUAGCCGUACGGUACCGUUGUGUCGUCGUCGUCGCCGUGUUGCGUUGGAUUUCGCCAGUUCAGUCAGUCGUCGGGAGCAGCUGAGAGCGUGCAGUCAGCAGUUUACCUUUGGAAGUCCUACGUGCGUCGUGUUCGCGGAGUGAAGUGCGUUGUCUUCUCUAGACAGACAGACAGACACAGCAGCAGCAGGAAGGAAAACAAGAGCCUCUGCACGGCAGCGCAGAAAAUAACAGGCACGGAAUAGUUGUGUGCGGAACAUUUUGCGUCGUCGUUUUUUUUUUGUGUUUUUUUUUCGCGCUGGAUCAAACAAGCGAGAAAAAUAGUGAUUUCAGCCAUUGCCCGUCGUCGUCGUCGUGAAUUGGAAUUGCACUCGAGUGUGAAGAUUGUGUGUGCAGCAGCAGAAGGUGCAUUUAGAAUUAGCCGACGAAAAUUCCUAGACAAGACUGUGCCAGGCCAGUGCAUCUCGCAACGUCUUAGAGGCCAUUUUUAGAAUCGGUGGAAAAACGGCCAGGCUGAGCUAGUAAAGAGAAAAACUCCUCAAAGAAAUUCAUUGCAUGUAACUACAUACUAGCGCUGCGCUGGGAGGAGGAGAUUAUUAUUAUUAUUGGAAAACCAGCCAAUAGUCGUCGGAUCGGAAUUACGUUGGCAUCGACGGGCGGCGGCGAGAGAGACCACUAAAAGAAGACCACCGAUGCUAUUGCACAAGUUUUCCUUAAAGCCACUAUACAGAAGAGAAAAUAAAAGUGAAUCAGAAAAGGCAUUCAAGCGCGCAAAAGCAAAUCAAUCAGGAAGCAAUCAAUGUGCACAGCAGUGAGGCAAGAAAAUCAGACACAUUCCCGGGGUCUAAAAGUUUGUUUUUCUUUUUCUAGCUUGUGCAGCAAAGGUUUUUUUAUAUCACAAUAGAAGAAAAUAGUGAUUUCAGUGAGUGAGUGAGUUUGCACUUUUCGGUCGUGGGCUGUGGUUUGGUGCGCGUGGUCUUUUCAAUUGGCCCCUUCGUCGCAAGACAUCAAAUUGCGAAAGUCGCGUGGCUUUCGAUUGAGGCGCGCUCGAGCACCGAACCGAACCAAACCAAUACCAAAAGGAAUAGCAGUAGCACCAACAGCGAACAGCGAACGACAUGCCUUUCAUCUCGAAGGACUGGAGAUCACCCGGCGAGGCUUGGGUCAAAACGGAGGAAGGCUGGGAAAAGCUGAAAGUGCUGGAAUGUGUCAAACGGAAAAGGUGCAUCUCUGAAUGUAGUAGUUCUAGUGAUACGGAAAACGACAUUGAAAAUGGAGAUACCGAAAUUCCCCCACACUGUCACAUAACGCUGAAAUGCACUCGCGAAAUCGCUGGCUUUAACGGUCUGGGCGAGGCGGUGCGGAGGCUGGACUUCCGCAGUUCCGUACGAGAUGGUCGUCGGUUCAACUAUGUGUGCGCCCUGUUGCGGCUACUCGUGUCCGGGAAAGGUAUCACAAGUCUUCCCGGUGGAGCCCAGAGGCUACUGCUGCAGAUGUUGGAAGAGGUCGCAACCUACGUUAGCGACUCACAGCAGAACAUAAACGUACUGAGGGGUCUGGUACAGCAGCUGCGUCUACUAGUCAAUCAGGAGAAUCAAAAAUGCUGGGGAAAACCUCUCGGGAGUCAGAGUCUAUGGGACGGGCACGUGCAAACUAUUCAACGGAUUCAGAACAUUGCUAGUCAAAUUCAGAUCAGAGAACCUGGUCCAAACAUUCGCCCAAAGCUACAUGAUCUGCCAGAAGAAUGUGUUCGUGAGAUUAUUUUAAGGAUUACCGACUACAAAGAUUUGGACGCUUCCGCGUCGGCUUGGUCGCUGAUGGCUGCGUUGAUUUCGGAACAACGCGUCUGGCGGGAGCUAUCCCACUAUCAUUUCAACAAACAGCAAAUCGACUUCAUCCUGGACAAAAUGUGUCUCCAGGACACGAAGGAACGCCAUCGCAACUGGCAGGCAAUCUAUCAUGCUCUUCGAAAGACUUACGGUGUACCUGAGGAACUGCAAUACGCCGAAAUAUUAGCUUUCUGUCGCCUUUGCCGCUGUUUGUUUUGGCCUUCCGCGGGGCACCCCUGUAUCGCGGACCAGUGUCCGGACAUCCGGCAGCGCAUCCGAGAGGCAGGUAACAGUGAUAAUACGGAAACUCAGCCGGUACCACCGGCCCAAUUCCUCAAAUAUUUCUCGUUGUAAUUUCCGAUGCCAUUAGGAGAGAGAAAAGAAACGAAUUUGUAUGCAAUUUAUUUCAUCGUUCGGCGGAUUUAGAGCGGAUUGCUAAAAACAAUAACAAAAUUUGUCAUACUUUCGAACGAAAAUAACGAAGAUCUCUGAGAUCGCUAAGCGCAGUACACGGAAUUGAAGCUAAGUAAGGAAAUAUAUUCAUCUAGACAUUUUCUUAAUAGCAAAUGUGUUCAGAUUACAAUUCUACAAAGAUAGAUGCAAAUUGCAGCAAUCUAUUUAUCAGUAAUUCCAAAAUUCUGCUACUAUUAGAACAAAAUACUGUCUGUAUUCGCAUAACUGUCCCAGCAAAUAUGGGACUGAUAUGAGAUGGCAAGCAGUGUCGAACUGCGGAUAUUUUCUGUACUGUGAAUUUUGGUAGCAAUUUGAAAUUUUAUGACUGUCUUCGAAUUUAGAUUAGUAUGCCUAACUGUUAUUUGUAACUAAUUUCCUAAAUUUACGAAUUCAGCAUUUACGAACUCAGAUCAAAAUGAAGAUCUGGAAUGGAAUGUCUUCUUCCUGAGGAUCAGUGAUGUACCCUACCUACACAAUUAGUAUUGCAGCUAAAAACAACUUUAUGAUUAUUUCUCGAUUUGUUAAAUUGCUAUUUUUAGCCAAAUUCCUACUUUAACAGUGUUUGUUAAAUUUAAAUUUUCCUGUUUUACCUUGAAUGAAUCCAAAUAAAAUGAUCCUGAAUUCGAAUUUUUAAUAGUUGUUUAUCUAGCAAACCAGAUUCGUGUUUAUGAAAAUUCGUAAUGUUAGCUUUUUUUCCAAGAACCAGAUACACACCAAUUGUAAAGUAAUAAGCUUAAUAGUAAUUGGUAUAGUUUUCCAGAAAGUUUCUAGUAGAACUCGUUGACUGUUGGGGCAAAUCCCUGAAUUUAUUUUUUUUAAUUAUGAGCAAUUUCUGAAGGUUUUCUGAAUAAAUUUCUAACGAAACACAAGAAGAAUUGUGCAAUUUUGCGUAGGACUUUAUGGAGGAUAUUGCUGGAUAAGGUCUUUCAAAUUUGUGGACGUGUACCUAGCAAAAUAUCUAUAUACUAUUUAAAGGGCAAACCCGCAAAAAUUUAUGCUGUAAUGUUCGGCGGAGCGCUUGAAAAAAUCCAUGUAUGAAUUGGUGACAAGAUUCGUGACAGAUUUCUGAUGAAAACUUCAAAAUUCAAAGCAAUUGGAGAGGAUUCUGUAAUAAGAAUUUCCUAGAGUUAUUUCCAGAACUAUUCCUGAUGAAGUUAUCUGAUUAGUUAAUUUCGCGACGGUAUCAUUAUGAGGUGUUCUAACUUUUGGUAAAAUAUUUAACUAGAUAGGUACUUGGAAAUACGUGGCAAUAAUUUCUCAAAAUAUGUGUACAGAUCGGACUCGAUUAUCCGGAAUCGGGUUCUGAAGAUUCCCAAUCAUAUAUCUAACGAAUGAAAUGCUGUAUAAAGCUAAAAUUUUGACUGAGAACUAAUUAAAGCUGGUUUGACAAAAUUCCAGCUUUAUACAGCAUUCCGUUCUCCAGAUAUUUGUAUGGGAAGCCAUAGAACCCGACUCCGGCUUCCGAGGAUAACCUAAAAUUGAUUCCGACUUUCAUUUAGGAGUUUCUUCCGGAAUGUCAUCAUGAACGUUUAUUCCAGAAUUAAGUGUAGCACUGGAUUGCUUCAGAAAUUCUUGCUGGAAUUCCUCAAGAAAUUACAGUUUUGGUUGCUUCAUAAAUUCUGUUGCAAUCCUUUCAGAGAUUUCUCGAAGGAUUUCUCCAGAAAUUCUUUUUAGGAUUCUCCCAGUAAUGUCUUUGGGCUUCCUUUAGUGAUUUUUGCUAGGGUUUCCCCUGGAAUUUAUGUAGGUAUUCAUGCAGAACUCCUCAAGGGAUUCUUCCAGGGAUUUUUCCAUGGAUUCCUCCAGGAAUGUAUAACUGUUUGAAUUUCUUCAGAUUUCUCUCAUUUUAUUCCUCUAGGGAUUCUUCAAGGUUUCCUCCAGAGAUUUCUCCAAGGAUUGCUCAAACAGUUUCUACAAUGAUUCCUCCGGGAAUUCCUCUUGAGAUUCCUUCAGGAAUUCUUGAUGAUUCUUGAGCAAUUCCCGCUACAAUUCUUUAGAUAGUUCUGCAGAAAUUCCUCCAAAGAUGUUCUGUUUUCAGGGAUUCCUUUGAGGAUUUAUUCAGGAGUUUCUCGGGGGAUUUAUCAGGUACGUCUCCUAGUAUUCCCACAGAAAAUUCUCUUGAAAUUUCAUUGGAAAUGCCUGCUGGGAUUGUAUAGAAAAUGUUCUGAGAUUCCUUUGCGUUUGCCAGCUGAGAUUACCACAAAAAUUCCUAUUGUUCGUGCUCCAGGGAUUUCUGCAAGGAUUCCUUCAGGAAAUCUUCUUGGGGUUCCUCCUGAAAUAAUAACCCAAGUAACAUUUUCUAGUGAAAUAGACUAUAAGAGGUUUUUAGGUCUCCUAGUGGUUCUUAGUAGCCUAGUGGUUAAGGCUAUAGAUCACCAAUCCGGAGACGGGAGGUUCGAUUCCCAUUCCGGUCGGGCAAAUUGUCUCGACUCCCUGGGCAUAGUGUAUCAUUGUCCUUGCCUCACAAUAUACAAAUUCAUGCAAUGGCUGGCAGAGAAAGCCCUUCAAUUAAUAACUGUGAAAGUGCUCAAAGAACACUAAGUUGAAGCGAGGCAGGCAAAGUCCCAGUGGGGACGUAGAGCCACAGAGGAGAAGAAGAAGGUUCUUAGAUCUAUCAUAAAAUCAUAAUAAAAGGUAUGACCGUAAGGUAAUUUUUUUGACAGUUCUCAAAACCUCUUUAGAAGUAAUUAGACAUUCAAAUGUUACAUGGGUAUUCUUCCAGGAUUUUUUUCCGAUGAUUUCUCUAGGAGUUCCUCUGGUACUACAUCUAGAACUCCUCUAAGAAUUCCUUCUGUGAUUUCUCUGUAGAGAUUUCUUCAUGAAUUCUUUUAGGGAUUCUUCAUAAUGUUCUUGCAGGAUAUCCUCUCGAGAUUCCUUCAGGAAUUCAUGCUAGAAUUGCUCCACAAAUGCUGCUGAAAUUUCUCCUGCAAUUUCUGGUGGCAAUCCUCCUGGAUUUCUUGCUGUGGUUCCUCAGAUAAUUCCUGCAUAUUCCAGGGAAAUGCUUGAAACGCAACAACAAUUACGGAGAAACUCUAGUAGGAAUUCCAGAAUUAAUCCCAUCAGAACUCUCUGGGAGUAUUCCAAGCAAAUUCCUUAGGGAAAUCCCUGAAGGAAUUGCAAGAGUUAUUGCUGGGCGAAUCGUAGGUGGAAUUCUUGUAGGAAUGCUUAGAAAAAUGUUUGGAUGAUUUUUAUAGGAACUCUAGUAAGAACUCCUGGAGAGGUUUCUGCAGUAAAUUCAGCAUGUAUUCUUGGAUAAAUUUCAACACAGAUUUGUCCUGGAUUACUCUUGGAAUUCCUCCAGAAUUUCCUUCUUGGGUUUAUUUUAGGAUUUCCUCUUGGGAUUUCUCCAGGAAGUCCAGCUGAAGUUUCGACAGGAAUACCUGCAGGGAUUUCUCCAGAUUCCUUCCCCCUUCGAUUCGUCAAAUAAUUUCUCUAAUGAUUUCUUCAUUAAUUUCGGUAAGAAGUUUCUUCUGGUAUUUAAGGAAUUUUAGGAAUUUCUCCAAAAGUUCCUCCAGAAAUGCUAGCUGGAACUUCUUCAAUAUUUAAUCCUGUGACGCAUCAAAGGGCUUUCUCCAUGGAUUCCUCCGAAGAUGGAAAUCCUCCCCGGAUAUCUUCAAGGGAUCCUUCUGGAAUAUCCCCUUCUCUGGUAGUGCCUACUGAGAAUCUUCGAGAAAUUCCUCCUGUUAUUCUACUACGGGUUUUUUCUAGGGUUCCUCCAGAGAUUUCUUUUAAGAUUCCUCAGAGGUUUUUCACAGAAUUCCGCUCAAGGCAGUCCCUAAGAGUUUUAAGAUGCCUAAUUUCUCUGAGGAGCUCUCUGAAUGCCUCCAAAAUGUCAAGACAUAAUAAUGAUCUCUGUUGUUCACGCAAGUCUUCAUUAAGGACAAACGUCUGGAAAUCCCGCUUCAACAGAACUUUAGACGCACAAAUCUCAAGAAGCAAGCUUCAAACAAUAGUGCAUUUUAUUAUUUUGUUCUUGCUCACUUGUUAUGAGCUUACAAUAAAAAGAUCAGGUGCGUUGGUUUUGUUUACGAGGAGAUUUGUGCGCUCGAAAUCGUGAGUAGAUGCCAAAGUUGACCAUUGUGGCGGCCAUUUUGGGUUUCUAACAAGUCUGUCCUUAAAACUCCCAGAAAAUUAUCUCGACAGAAAUUUCUGUAAGAAAUGCUAGACGUAGCUCUGUGCAAUCGACCAGAAAUUCUGUAAUAAAUUAAAUUAUUAUAUUCUUUAGCAAGGUCAAUGUUUCUGUCAGAAAUCAUAUGUAUCUAGUCUAGAGAAACUUUGAAACUUUCGGCAGAUUUUUUCUGGGAGAAAUUAUUCCAGACAUAUCACAAAACUCGAGGAUAUUGACAAGUUCUUCAAAACUUUCAUGUUGAUGUUCAUGUUCAGUUCAAAAAAGCAAUGUUACAGAAAGCACAUCCAGUUGCUCUUGUCCGGAAUGUCUUCAAAAGUUGCAUUUCUUCAGCAGUUUUAUCAGAAGUUUGAAUUAGGUUUUCUUUUAUCCUUAAAAUUUUUUGUUUUGAUUGUUGAACUUUCACUAAUUCCCAGAGAAACAUACCAGAGGCAUAGUGUAAUACCUGACGAAAAUUCCUGCUAGUAUUUCCUGAAUACCAGGUACCAGGAAGAUUAACUAAUUGAAAAAUAUAUAAAAUAGGGUGAACCAAAUAAAUGUGUCAGAGUGUCAGAAAACCUUUAGAAUCUGCAUCUCCUAGUCUUUUUAUUGAAGAAUUUUCAAAUAUUAAAAUUUAUGACAACAUUUUCUAGUAUGUACAACACCUGCAAUAAAUUCAUACGAAAUUGCCGGAAAGUGUCCAAAAGCUUCUAACGACAUAUCUGGUAGGAUUUCUGAAACAGCUUUUGACGAAGUUUCUGAAGAAAUCCCUGGAUAAAUUCUCAGUGGAUUUUCAUGAAGUAUUUCGUGUAAUUUUUAGUUUUAGUGGUUGACCCUUUGUAAGUUCCUUCCGAUGAAAUUCCUGGAAAAUGUUUAAUCAAAUAAUCCUGGAGAGUUGUAGACGAAGCAUGUUAGAUAAGUUUUUACUACCUUUCCAGAUAAGUUCCAAUUUAAAGGGAAUGUCCUUGUCUUGCCCAACGAUUCGGAAACAUUCUUGUUGGAGCUCCUGCUUAAGGCGAAACUGGACGCAGUUCCUAUUUUUUUUAGUUUGGAUUAUUUUUAUUAAAUAACGAAUCAAUAUUUUCAAAAUCGGUUUUCAUACACAGAGGAAGGAUCGAGCUAUCUCCUGGAAUUUUUUCAGGUGUAAAGUUUUACACCAUUUUAUUUAACCAUAUUUUUAAGAUAUUUCUUCAAAGAAUUGCAAAUGCGCAAGCAACAAGUAGCAGUUUCAGUCUCGUUGGCCUGCUAAAUAAUCAGAUUUGUGCUCUUGUAGCAUUAAUCGAAUUACAAGGCGGCCAUCUUUGAUAUCUAACAACCUUAUUCUCAAUUUUAAUGAAGUUGAUUUGUUUAUCCCUUUUGUGACGAACCAGCACAAUUGUGCUGUUGAGCGAUAACAGUUUUGCGUAUUUUUUCAUCUGUUUAGUCUUUGCUUUAUGUGAUGUGAAUUAUUUCAAUAAUUCAGCCAUUACUAAUAAUUGUAUGUGUGCAAACAAACGUUUGUUUAUGUUCCCUCUGAGAUUUACCACAUCAAGUUAAACAAAAAGUGGACAAAAACCGUAAACCAUGAAAAAGUUUUAUCUGUCGCAUAUUUUUUUUCCGUUUCUUUCUAGAAGAUAGUCAAAGCUAGAAAUCGAAAGGCAAAGGGUAGUUUUUUCAAAUGAGGAAACAUAAUUGUUAUUUUGUUGGGGAAUCUAAGAGUUUUGGAAAGCCAAAUUUGAGCUAUUUGUAUGAAGAUUUCACUUGUUUCCGCCCCGUCCCGCAAGGGUUAUCUUGGAUUACUUUUCAUCCGUUGUACUGUUACUGCCAUUAGAUUAAAUACGUUCAUUUUCCCUUCAUCAUAAGAAGUUUGAAAAGUCUUCUCAAUAUUAGUAAAAAAGCAGCCGUCUAAUUCCGUUAAAAAGGUUUGUGAUAUUUUUUUUACAUUGCAUGCAAACUUCUCCGGUGUCUAGGGAAUCACACAACAGAAAUAGAAAGAUAUUUGAUCGCGCCGUUUUAGAAAAUAGUUUCAGUUUCUAUAAAUUGAUUAACGAAAAUUUAUCUUUGUACAUCCAUAAAACGUUGCAAUUUAAAACUAUAGAAAGCGAGAAAUGUGAUAACUAACAAAAAAAGAGAAAUCUCUCUAAAACACGUACUACACUUAAACAAUCUUUGAAUCGCGAAAAUUCUCAAUGGAUCGAGGACUCUAAUUUUACGGUAAAUAUCAGACAGCGCUGCCAAUUAUACAAUUUGUUCACGUUUUGUUGGCAAUACUUCUCUGCCAUGUGGGGCAAAAACUCCUUGAUGACGGUCGGUACAGUCUAACCAUGUUACUAACAACACUAGUUAGAACCUAUCUGUGUGUGUGUAUGUUCCUUCGAUCCAUUGAUGUAUGGUUCCGAUGUAAGUUUAACCCUCGAGCAGUCGCGUCUUUGACUACCUGCAGCGACGCCGCGCUCACGAUGUGUACCACAACCGUGCAUUUUUCAUGAUGCGUGUACUCAGUACACGACGCGACCGCUCCCGGGUUAACUAAUACUAUGUAGUUUCUACUUUGCUACUCUUGUUUUUGGACGUUUUUAUAAUCUAAUCUGUAUUCUACACUUAAGAUUUGAGAUAAAUUUCAAUAAUUGUUCAAGUAGCAAGUUAGGAAGAUUCGUUGAGUGAAAUGAUAUUUUGAACGGCAUGUCUAUGGAAGAUAGAUAAUUGAGUGCAUUAUUUUUUUUAUUAAUUCAAAUAGUUUUCAUCCAAAAUCCAAGUUCCUUCUCAAAUGGUUUAGUAAACAAUAAGCAAGCAACCCUCAUCAGUCUCGCCAGAGAGCAAAUUCGAUGUUGUAUCGCUGUAGCACCUGUCAAGCAUUACCGAUACUGUGUCUUCGAUUUCAUUGUUUCACACAUCACAAAUGCGCAAAGCACCCAACAAUUGUUGUAAGGUACUCAAAACCAAGUGUUAAGCACCACGCAAUUUGAUUUGAGUAUACCACGUUAGGCAUUGAUUUGCUAGGCGUACGAAUUCCAGACCAUGCUUGUUGUUCGCACUCCUCACACAUUUAUGCCUAACGUCGCGCACCCAUUUAGUUUAUCGUUAAGUAGGUCAAAUAUGAAUUCUAAUAAAAAAAAUAGACAGAACAUGAAUAUCACACCAAUAUAAUAUCCUAGAAUUACUCUUCCUAACUGUUAGUAAUGCAAAUAGGACAUUCAGGAACGAUGACAGACAGCUAUUAGACGUCCCGCAGUUGGAUAUUACGAAGGAUAAGUUUAUUGAAACGGUAAUGCAAAACAGAGAUUAAUAAAUAAAUGAUACUAUACUGCAUAUUUCAUAUAUAAGAACUGCAUUAAACAGAUAAAUAUAUUUUACCACAAA
Molecule: messenger RNA, 9806 nt
Organism: Aedes albopictus (Asian tiger mosquito)
Lineage: Eukaryota; Metazoa; Arthropoda; Insecta; Diptera; Culicidae
Product: F-box only protein 25
Exons: 6
Coding region: 1202-2266 (354 amino acids)
Biological process (GO): protein ubiquitination
Cellular component (GO): nucleus; cytoplasm; SCF ubiquitin ligase complex
Molecular function (GO): protein binding
Source: RefSeq, a predicted model, not a curated record